AUGUCUGAUAAGAUUUUCUCCUUCAUCGUCGCCUACCUGGCGGCGAACAACUUUGAGGCUGAGGCUGCGCGCGUGAGCAAGGCCGUUGCCAAGGCCGGCCACACUGUUGAGCCCCUUUCCCUUGACACUAUUGGGGUCGUCACUUUGGCCAUCAGCAUCGCCCUGAAGGCCUCCUUCAGCUCUGAUUCUGACUCAGGCAGCAGCAGCAGCAGCAGCUCCGACUCCAGCAGCAGCUCCGACUCCGACUCCAGCAGCUCCGACUCCGACUCCGACUCCAGCAGCUCCGACUCCGGCUCCAGCAGUUCCGACUCCGGCUCCAGCUCCAGCUCUGACUCCGAGUCUGGCUCCAGCUCCAGCUCUGCGUCCGGGUCUGGCUCCUCCUCCAGCUCCUCCUCCAGCUCCUCCUCCAGCUCCUCCUCCAGCUCCUCCUCUAGCUCGUCUUCUAGCUCCAGCUCUUCUUCCAGCUCCAGCUCUUCUGGCGAGGAGUCCGAGGAGGAGCUCCCGUCCAUGAUCAAGAAGCGUGCUCUCCCCGUUUCUGAAGUCGAGAUGGUCUCCCGCAAGCGCGCCAAGGUCGCCAAGAUCGUUGUUGCUGUGUCUAGCUCCGACUCUAGCAGCUCCGACUCCAGCAGCUCCUCGUCCAGCUCCAGCUCCAGCUCUUCGUCCAGCUCCAGCUCCAGCUCCAGCUCUUCGUCCAGCUCCAGCUCCUCCUCUGGCUCGAGCUCCAGCUCGGGCAGCUCUAGCAGCUCCAGCUCCGAUAGCAGCUCCAGCUCGGGGUCUUCUUCGAGCUCUGACAGCAGCUCCAGCUCCGGCUCCUCUUCGAGCUCCGCCAGCGGCUCCAGCUCCGAUUCCUCCUCCAGCUCCGGCUCCUCCUCCAGCUCCGGCUCCUCCUCCAGCUCCGGCUCCUCCUCCAGCUCUGACUCCUCCUCUGACUCCGGCUCCGAGUCCGACACCCCGGCCCCCGCUCCGCUGAAGUUCAACCCGCCGAAGAAGCCCCUCCCCCCGAAGGACGGCGACAAGCCGCGCUUCUUCCAGCGUGUCGAUGCCACCAAGGUCCAGUACGCUGGUGACUCGCUGCGCGACAACUCCUACCGCUCGACCUUCGGCAGCGAUGCCUCUUCGUACGGCUUCAAGGCCAACGCCGCCCUCGAGCGCACUCGCGGCAAGGGCUUCCGCCAUGAGAAGACCAAGAAGAAGCGUGGUUCCUACCGCGGCGGCAACAUCGACAUGGGCGUCAACUCCUUCCGCUUCUCCGACAACGAGGACUAA
Messenger RNA from Fonticula alba, 1266 nucleotides. RefSeq lists its product as hypothetical. Lineage: Eukaryota; Rotosphaerida; Fonticulaceae. Bases 1 to 1266 code for a protein of 421 amino acids. The record is from RefSeq and is a predicted model, not a curated record. The transcript has 2 exons.